AUGUCUACCGAAUCGACGCAGUCGCAGGCCUGCUGCAACACACCCGCCGUCGUUAGCAAGGGUUACAAGGAAAAAGGCGAAUACAUUGACGUGCAGGGCAUGAAAACUUAUGCAACUGGGCCAAAAGACGCCAAACGAGGCAUCCUAAUCAUAUACGACAUCUUCGGAUUCUUCCCACAAACCAUCCAAGGCGCCGACAUCCUCGCCCAUACCGACAAAGAACGCCCCUACCAAGUCUUUAUUCCUGACUUUUUUGACGGAAAGCCCGCAGACAUCUCGUGGUAUCCUCCGGACAACGACGAGAAGGGCGCUAAGCUCGGCGAGUUCUUCAAGACUGCCGCUGCACCGCCCAAGACCCUUGAGCGCAUCCCCAAGAUCAUCGACGAGCUGAAGAAGAACAAAGGCGUCGAGUCUUGGGCAAUCGUUGGAUUUUGCUGGGGUGGCAAGAUCGUCAACCUGAGCAGUUUUGAGGGAACUCCCUUUAAGGUUGCGGCUGCGGCCCAUCCGGCUAUGGUCGCGGGCGACGAUGCGAAGGGCGUUGUGAUCCCGUACGCCAUGUUGCCCAGUGGGGACGAGGACAAGGGUGAUGUGGAGAAGUGGCAGCAAAACAUCAAGACGCCGAACAUUGUGGAGUGGUUUCCAGACCAGGUACACGGCUGGAUGGCGGCCCGAGGUGACCUGGAGCAGGAGAAGGUUAAGAAGGAAUACGAGCGGGGUUACAAGCUGGUCUUGGACUUUUUCCACAAGCACAUGGCCUCGGACGCGAAGCUGUAG
Didymosphaeria variabile is the source of this 774-nucleotide messenger RNA. RefSeq lists its product as uncharacterized. The record is from RefSeq and is a predicted model, not a curated record. NCBI's taxonomy places the organism in Eukaryota, Fungi, Ascomycota, Dothideomycetes, Pleosporales, Didymosphaeriaceae. Gene Ontology annotation, molecular function: hydrolase activity. The transcript has 6 exons. Bases 1 to 774 code for a protein of 257 amino acids.